UAACUACCACAUUCACAUGUUCCUGUGUGACGCCCGCUAUUAGCUAGCAUGUAGCGUUCGUAUUGUUUUUUGCUCCUAUCUUCCAUUGUGCUCACCUUAACUGACUUGUUUCUAGCCAUCGUAUUUCCCAGUUUUGUUUGAAAUGUGCCAUGUGUCUGAAAUCCUUUGGUACGCCGCCUAGGUUGCCGAGUAUGCUAGCAAAUGGAGUAUUUUGGCGUGAGGGAGCACAACACCUGCGAAAAGAAUAAUAGGGGAUUCGGUUCCUCACGGAAAAUCUGUAACUAGGAAAUGGCCUCUACAUCCCCUAGCAAUUUCUCCUGGGUGGACCAGGGGAAAGUGGCUGGACUGGCCCUCCCCCGGAUGACCGCAGAGUACCAGUUCCUGCUGGACAAUGGCAUCCGACACCUGGUGUGCCUGUGCGAGCGCAAGCCGCCCAAUUAUGACACAUGUCCUCAAUUAAACCUGCAUCACAUCAAGAUCACCGACUUCACGCCCCCCACACAGGAGCAGAUCGAUAAAUUCCUCAACAUUGUGGAAGAGGCCAAUUCCAAGGGAGAGGGCGUUGCUGUCCACUGCAUGCACGGUCACGGACGAACAGGUACCAUGCUGGCCUGUUACCUGGUCAAGACGAGGAAAAUGUCCGGCAUUGACGCCAUCCAAGAGAUCCGACGACUUCGCUCGGGCUCCAUCGAAACCCACGACCAAGAAAAGGCAGUGGUACAGUUUUAUCAACGUGUUAAAUAAACAGUAGGGAGAUCUGAAAAUCACACUAUAGAAGUAAAUCUGUGCCGCAGAGUUUGAAUAUGAAUUUGUAACACUGAAUUUGUCACCAUCGAAAUUCGGUCGCAAUAAUUCAGUUACCAAAAUGUAGUAGUGAAAAAUUCAGUUGCAAAAAGUUCAGUCGCCAAAUUUUAGUAGCUAAAAAUUGGCAGAAAGUUAGUACCAUAUCAUAUUGCUUGGCAGAAAAUUGCAAAUAAAAUCUUCGAAUAAUCGGUGAAAAGAAAUCAACAAUGAUGUACAAGAAUUCAACUCUUUAUUAUUUAAGUAUACCGUUGAGAUUUAAAUGUGAUCAAGUCAAAAAGACAUAAAAUUAUACUAAAAUCAAAUGAAAGGGUGACCCUAAUCAUUAGGUUCUAACCCUAACUUAAGGUUAAACAAUAUGUUCUGUAUCAUAUUAUUAUAUGGACAUUUCAUCUGCCGUGAUUUAUGCAUUGGAUGCCAGAGAGAAGAGACGCUGGCGUUCCUUGAAUGGCAGCUUCUCGGGAGCUGGCAUCCUCCGCGUUUUGUCUUCCCGGCGCCUGUGGAUCAAUACUGUUUUCAUUAGGGGGAACAUAAAACAGAGACUCAAGUUCUCAGGGAUUUGUAAGGUGUCCUCGUUCUCUCUUUUUGAGGAUUGAGGCAUUACUAGAAGCAAGGAGUAAUGAUUAGUUUUUCUUUGGACUCACUCUGUAAACACCAUAUCAUCUUGUUGCCGUCCACUUAAGAUGUGAUCUGCCCCAAAGAAAGACAAUAAAGUCAAAUUGUGAAUGAGACGCAAGCUCAAAGUGUUCUGAAUCAAAACUGCUGAAGCAAAGUACCAGUUUUUUCAUCUUUUGGAGUGGAAAGACUUUUAGACUGCUCUUUCAAAUCGCCGUUUGCAUUCCCUGGUGUGUGUGUCUUUUUCUGCAAGAAAUAAACAUAUUUAUUCUUUGGUACAUAAAUGUGGAUCA
This is a messenger RNA of Corythoichthys intestinalis (scribbled pipefish), 1709 nucleotides long. It is a transcript of the gene dusp23b, whose product is annotated as dual specificity phosphatase 23b. Gene Ontology annotation, molecular function: protein tyrosine/serine/threonine phosphatase activity; protein tyrosine phosphatase activity. The transcript has 4 exons. The record is from RefSeq and is a predicted model, not a curated record. NCBI's taxonomy places the organism in Eukaryota, Metazoa, Chordata, Actinopteri, Syngnathiformes, Syngnathidae. Gene Ontology annotation, biological process: protein dephosphorylation. Bases 289 to 744 code for a protein of 151 amino acids. Gene Ontology annotation, cellular component: cytoplasm.